AUGUCCGCAUGUCGUUACUUCAAAAACUAUUGUCACACCGUUUCGCCUCAUGCUAUCAAUAAAGCACUGGAAACCCUAUGUCUCAAGUACAUUAUUGACAGUGAGCCAUACUUCACCUGCGACAUCUAUCAUUCACCAAAUCAUCCAUCAUACGAAGUCUCCACCUUGAUGGGUCUACACCAUAUAUUCUGGGGUCCCACCCACCAAGAUUCCAACCUUAACAAAAUAUAUGGGAUUAAUGUAAACCUGGACAUCACUCACACCUAUAGGUCACAUGUUUCCACACAUAAUCUUGGGGUGGUUGCUGUUCCUCCACCUCCACUCAACAUCGAGAAACAACACCACGAGAAAAACCCUUCAUUUAUUAGCCCAUUCAUCAAAUAUCUACUUCGCCAAAAAAAUAAAUCUAUGAGAUCAGGAUUCAACCUCAAAGCAGCGAUCACCAAAUACAUCGACACACUUAUCAGCUUCAGCUCAAAAACAUUCACUAACAGUAAGCGUGGAAGCAAAGCCAUGUGUGACCAAGUCAACAAGAUCAGAGGCUCUGACAAAUCAUUCAACACGUCAACCUCAUAG
Messenger RNA from Helobdella robusta, 576 nucleotides. RefSeq lists its product as hypothetical. The coding region runs from base 1 to 576 and encodes 191 amino acids. The record is from RefSeq and is a predicted model, not a curated record. Lineage: Eukaryota; Metazoa; Annelida; Clitellata; Rhynchobdellida; Glossiphoniidae. The transcript is spliced from 4 exons.